CCAAUCCGUCUUCCAUCACAUGAGUUUCAUAAUUUGAACUUUCUUCCAGAUCCAAUCCCAUCAAAAGAUAAUACGGAUCAUUAUGCAACUUUUCAACAAGUUUAUGGUACUAAAACUACAGAAGAAUAUAGGCUGACAUAUAUUCAGUCAAAGGCGAAUUCAGAUAACAAGUCUUUAACUAAUGAAGAACAACUGGAUUAUCAACAAAUAUUAGAAUUGUAUUCAUACUCCUGUGUCACACCAAUUUUUCUUGAUGAUCAUUACUUAAAAGAAGUUAUAUUCGUAUGUUCGCAGAUUAAUUGCGAUUCACCAAUUGAAAUAUUGUACUACUCAAGUCGUAAAGGAAACUAUCUGAUUUGCUAUUAUUGUGGAAGUAGAGAAGAUCUGGUAACUCCUCCUCAGUCUUUAAAAAAACGGUUCAAGCAAAUUUAUCCGUUAUGUGAAUUCUGUCAGUUAGACCAAAAAGAAUUCCAUAGAAAAGGG
Molecule: messenger RNA, 483 nt
Organism: Racocetra persica
Lineage: Eukaryota; Fungi; Glomeromycota; Glomeromycetes; Diversisporales; Gigasporaceae
Source: the annotation of a GenBank genome assembly